Messenger RNA from Daucus carota subsp. sativus, 2299 nucleotides. RefSeq names its product probable receptor-like protein kinase At5g18500. The record is from RefSeq and is a predicted model, not a curated record. Gene Ontology annotation, biological process: protein phosphorylation. The coding region runs from base 407 to 1867 and encodes 486 amino acids. Gene Ontology annotation, molecular function: protein kinase activity; ATP binding. The transcript has 8 exons. NCBI's taxonomy places the organism in Eukaryota, Viridiplantae, Streptophyta, Magnoliopsida, Apiales, Apiaceae.
AUGCUUUAUUUUACUAAAUCAAUGCCACCCACCAAUAAUCAAUCCCUCCAUACCUGUGUAUAUAUAUUAAAUCUCACAGCUCUUUACAUCUCUCUACAUGCCUUGCCAUAUAAUUCAACUUGAAAGUGGGAUUUGAAUUUGACAUUUUUAAGUUCAGCUGAUCUCUUCUUUUGAGGGUCUUCUUGAUUGAUUUUAGUACCCAUCUGGGCUAUAUAAAAGACCCAGAAGGUGAUUUUUACAGGGCUGUUUGGUUUUAAAUUCUGAUCAUCUUAGGAGGGGAGUUGAUACCAGAAGGCUUGAAUGCCUUAAGUGCAUUGUGGGUUUAUUUUUGGAAGAGAGUUUUGGUUUAAGAAUUGGCUGAUUUCUCAAAACCCAUCAAAUACAGAAAUCUUUGGUGUUGAAAGACAUGGGUCUCAUCAACGAUUUAACAAAGAAAACGCCAAUUUUUCAUCUUCCGGUGUGGGCACUAGUUGUGAUUUUUGUGGUAAUUCCUGUCGUCCUCUUGGUGCUUCCAUUAUGUAUUUCAAGGAAGAAGUCCAAGAGAACUGCUGAGACACUUCCCAUUAGCCAAAACCAUAUUGUAUCAAGUGAAUUCAAAGAGAUAAGAAUGGAUCAAAAUUCAGCAAACAGUAUUGUUUCCUAUGCUGGAGAAUUUUCCUCCACGGAAAACAAGUACAAUGGCAAAGAUUCGGAUAAGCUUUUGAUGCAUUUGAAUGAUGAGCAGAUGAAGAAUGCUCAUGAUAGUAGUCGAUCCGGUUCUUUCAAUAAAUUGGAGAAUAAGAAUCUUGGUUCUGGAUCAGGAGAAGAAGGGAAUAAAAACUAUCACCCUUCUUCACAUCCUCAGAAUGUUUCAUCCCCUUUAUCUGGUUUAUCAGAGUUCUCUCAACUUGGAUGGGGCCAUUGGUUUACACUAAGGGAUUUAGAAGUUGCUACAAAUCGUUUUUCAAAAGAUAAUGUUAUUGGUGAAGGUGGAUAUGGAGUUGUUUACCAGGGCCGUCUGCCUAAUGGAUCAUUAGUAGCUGUUAAGAAGAUCUUUAACAAUCUUGGACAAGCAGAGAAGGAAUUUAAGAUUGAGGUUGAGGCCAUUGGCCAUGUGCGACACAAAAACUUAGUUAGACUUCUGGGUUACUGCAUUGAAGGGACCCAAAGGAUGUUGGUCUAUGAGUAUGUUAACAAUGGCAAUUUAGAACAGUGGCUACAUGGAGCUCUGCGUCAACAAGGAUGCCUUACUUGGGAGGCUCGAAUGAAAGUUAUACUUGGCACUGCUAAGGCGCUUGCUUACUUGCACGAGGCCAUUGAGCCAAAAGUGGUGCAUCGAGACAUCAAGUCAAGCAAUAUCCUAUUAGACGAUGAAUUCAAUGCCAAAAUUUCUGAUUUUGGUCUGGCCAAGUUGUUAGGUGCCGGUGAGAGUCACAUUACAACAAGAGUUAUGGGUACUUUUGGAUAUGUAGCACCAGAAUAUGCCAAUAGUGGCCUUCUAAAUGAGAAGAGCGAUGUAUAUAGCUUUGGCAUUGUGCUUUUAGAAGCAAUCACCGGAAGAGAUCCAGUGGAUUACAGCCGUCCAGCAGAUGAGGUAAAUAUGGUUGACUGGCUAAAAUUAAUGGUUGGGAGUAGGCGGUCAGAAGAAGUCGUCGAUCAAUCUAUGGAGACUAAGCCAUCUAGAACUGCUCUAAAAAGAGCCCUGUUGACUGCUUUGAGGUGCGUCGAUCCAGAUUCUGAAAAGAGGCUAACAAUGGGGGAAGUUGUUCGUAUGCUUGAAUCAGAGGAAUAUCCAUUACCCCGAGAGGGUCGACGACGUCAUAAAAAUGAAGCUGACACUCUAGAGGCUGAGCCGGGGAGGCAGAAUUCUGACAUACAAAAGAUAUAAGGUAGACGAGUAUUAAUGGAUCAGAGGGGGCACACAAGGAUGAAAAUAUCAACUACAGUUACAAAUGAGGCAGGGUAAUUCCUGACAUUACUUCGACCUAUUUAGUUAGAAAGGAUCGACAUCAGUUGGCAAAACUGUUUGGCAUUCGAAGCUGAGUGAUUUUUCAAGCCAGGCCAUACCUCUUCCCCUCGGUGUCUCCUUCUGCUUAUAGAUUAUCGAUGGUAUAAUUAUUUGUGCAUACAUUUUAUAUUCAUAUAGCAUAUAUAGCAUACCCUGGAAUUGGUGGUGUGUACAGGUGUUGGUAUUUCUAGUAUCUUAGGUUUUAGCGGUUCAUUUGAAAAUAAAGAUUUCGCUUGCUUUAUUUUUGUUAGUGAGAACAUUAAUAUUUUCGACUCUGUAAUUUGCUUUUAAUGAAAGCUUGCCUUCAUUUUA